Siniperca chuatsi (mandarin fish) is the source of this 2828-nucleotide messenger RNA. Its product is annotated as leucine-rich repeat neuronal protein 4. NCBI's taxonomy places the organism in Eukaryota, Metazoa, Chordata, Actinopteri, Centrarchiformes, Sinipercidae. Gene Ontology annotation, molecular function: protein binding. The transcript has 2 exons. The coding region runs from base 82 to 879 and encodes 265 amino acids. The record is from RefSeq and is a predicted model, not a curated record.
GGAGCUGGUGCAGGGAGAGGGGGGAUUGUAGGAGGGCAGAAAGAAGGAGGUGAUUGUUGGGGAGAAGGGAAACAUAUAAAGAUGAGAGAGCAAGAGGAAAGACAAGGAGAAGAGCUCACUCACAUUUUGAUAAAGCUUUUGCAAACAACAGACAGCACGAUGGCUGCCAGCAGAGACCUUGCUUUUCCCCUGGUGAUUGUUUGCAUGGUCCUCAUCAGAGGUUACUCUCCCCUGCCUACGACAUCACAAGUUGCUGGGAAUCCUAUGAAACCACGUGGGUUUUCGACCGAGGCCUUUGUGCUUCACUCAGAGGAUUACCAUCAAGAUGAAGACACAGUCACCCCUAUUUUACCCAAUACAGUGUCUUCAGUUAAAUGGACCUUUCAGCGAUGCGACUACAAACCCUGUCUCGAGAAUCAGAUCCCAUGUGCUGAUCUAGCAGCCUCCACUGGCUGCUCGUGUCCAGGGAUCACUUUACAUAAUGUGGCUCCAGAGGCUCCCAACCUGAAGUCAGUGUCCUGGAAUGGGUCAGAGGUUGUAAUUCGGUGGUGUGCACCUAAUUCAUAUGUCACAGGUUAUAUUGUGACAGUAGGGGGGCAAGAGAGGCAGAAGUUUGAGAAGGACAAAAGGAGCGGCGGAGUGGGCAACAUAGACCACAUCUCAGAGGUUUGUGUGGUUGCAGUGAAUGAUGCUGGAGACAAUGGGUCUUGUAUGAUGUACCAGCCCAGGGAUAACAGUCUGCCUCUGAAAGCAGGACUCAUUGGGGGAGCUCUGGGCUUCCUGCUGCUCCUCUUGCUAGCUGUCCUGCUCUGGAGGCACAAGAGGCAAAGGAAACAGGAGGCCAGCAUCUCUAUGCAUGAAACAGCCGGGACACAGUGAACAAAAAACAGAUCUGGACGCUCAGUGAGAUAAGACUCUGUCCCAUGAAACUCCUCAGCGUCAUUGCAGUUAAUUAACCAUGACUACAUUAUUACGUCUUAGGCUUUCUGCACAAAGAGGCUCUCUGAAAAUGCAGUAAGAAACACGGUUCAUCAUCUCACAUGAAUAUAUCUGACUGGUAAUGUUCAUUUCCUAAUUCUUGUUUCAUUUUGAAAACCCACUAAAGACCCAGAAUUAGCUAUGUUUUCUGAAGAUGAAACCCAGAAGACAAACAAUAGGCAAACAAGGUAAUUUUUCGCAUUUCAAAAAUCACCAGUACGGUAAUUUAAGUAUUUAUUUAUUGAUUUCAGAGAAUUUAAUAUGUUGGUUCAUUCCUCAAAAUGAACUAACAAAAAAAACCCAAUCCUGUCUUUAAACAGAAGCUGUCGAGGCCCUGUGAAAACCAUGUGUCUCUAAAACAUCAGCUUUUCAUGAGCUAAGAAAACUGUCUUGUUUUCAGCUUUCUGUCAAUGCAUUUUUCCAGUAAUCCAAUAAGUUAUUACGUUAUUUAUUUAGCUUAAGAAAUAGCAACAUUUUCUCUACCCAUAAAGGAACACUUAAUCCUUAAAUGUAUCUGAAAAAUCAUAAUUUAUCAUAAAAUCAUCAAAUAUGGAGAUACAUGGUUUUCUUUGAACAGUGGGGAUCCAAUAGAUUUAUACUUGAGACAACAGCUGAUGGGUACAAAGGUUCAAAUGAUAAGGUAUUAUUGUUAUUAUAUUAUUAUCAGAAUAAUCUAAUCAGGGUUAGGUAGCAGUUGUUGACAUAUCAAAACGUGUCAACAACAAAAUACUGUCCACAGUAUAGAGAAAAUGUGUAUAGUGGUGUUUGAAGCUCUCUGUGAGAGUUCCUCAUUUUAUGUAUUUAAGUGUGAGUGGUGUGCUGUAUUAUGUAUUGUAUUUAUGAACAUCAUUUGGUUUGUUUCCUUAGACCUUGGACAAGUUAAGAGUUUGAUUUGACAGGUUCCCUUUGAGGAAACAAACUGAAAUCUAAAGCACACAAAACAAGGCUGACUUUUCAAACUGUAUGUGUUAAAAGUCUGACUAUUAAACUCAAGUAAAACAUUUCCUUAGUUGCUAUUACACCCAUGUGUCAAAAUAUGUAGUUCUUUAACAGCUUUUGGAUGGGUGUGUUUUUCCAUCUGUCUUAUUGUCGGAAGUUGUGUCAGCAUACUGGAUAAGCACAAGUGUUCAGUGCUGUUUUUCCAGCUGUCAUAUGAUACAAUAGCCCUAUUCAGCGGAUAUGGAUUUUGUGAAACUUGUCUCAUUCCAGCUGAGACUUCCAGUUAUCCAGCACAGGGCUGGUGAGAAGCUUCAGGCUUUUUUUUUUUUUUUGCCAUGAUGAAAAAGAGAAGAAAGUCCAAUAUUUAAAUCCUCCCAGUUUAUCUCAUGUUCAAGCCUCCAUCUGCAUGUCUCACAGCCAUGUUAUAAUUCCUUUUUGCUCUGGCUGCUGCCAGAGUUGUUCCACUGCUCCUGGCGUCUUUCUCAUUCCAACUGCACUGCACAACUUACAUCGCACGGAGCUGUAUGGAAGUCAUCUAACAGCUGUAAUUUGGAGACACAACAGAUUGUUUAUUUCAGUCGCUGAAAUGGCCUCAAGAUGUUGCUUUUAUGACACACAUUCAGAGAGUGCAGUCACUCUCAAACUGGGAGGGAAAUCUUGACUGAAUGUACCAUUAUGAGACGAAAUGCAAAAACAUGGGCUUACAAUAUCAUGUGGUGGUAGCAGCCUGCUUUAAACAGACCAAGAUAUAAUGUACCAUGCAGAAUAGGACUACAAUCAGAGCAAUGCUGUUCUGGUGAUGGUACCAGAACAGCACAUGUACUUACAGAUGAACAAAUAUACACGUAUAUGUAUCUUAUUUCAAAAUUGUGGUUUGCCUUUUUGAAAUAAACUAUUUUUGAGAAACUCUG